Molecule: messenger RNA, 2409 nt
Organism: Hyla sarda
Lineage: Eukaryota; Metazoa; Chordata; Amphibia; Anura; Hylidae
Product: matrix metalloproteinase-23-like
Exons: 8
Coding region: 719-1810 (363 amino acids)
Biological process (GO): proteolysis; extracellular matrix organization; collagen catabolic process
Cellular component (GO): extracellular matrix
Molecular function (GO): zinc ion binding; metalloendopeptidase activity
Source: RefSeq, a predicted model, not a curated record
AAGGAUGCAAUUAACGCCGAAAAUUUACCACCAAAAUAAAGUAGAAUAUGUCACGAAAAAACAAUCUCAGAAUCAGAAUAUUCAGUAAAAGUGUUUUCGCAUUAUUAAUUCGUAAAGUGACGGUGGUCAUAAUUGCGAAAAAGGGCUCAGUCCUUAAGGUGAAAAAGGGCUGCGUCCUUAAGGGGUUAAGAGGUAUUGAGAGCAGAAUCAUGGGGCAAUGUUUACAUUUUUCUUUUUCUUUUAGCACAUGGCUGCAACAUUACACAAUGUGAAAAUAUUAGAAGGGUCUGAAGACUUUCCAAAUGCACAUUAAAUUAUAGGUGACAUUAUGUUCAAAGGUUUAUAUAAGCUUUAAAGGAAAAGCAUGCUAAAAGUGUAAUUUCCUAUACUGUAAGCAGUGUAGAGGGUGCUAAAUGCAACAUAUGGUUAUAAAUGACAUAUUGGAGUCUAAGACAAAGAACGGGUUGUUCAUCUCUCCACGUGUCCACUAACAAAACACACAUGAGUUCUGCAGCCCCUCGGUUCCUCUUGCAUUUUCCUCUUUCCCACCAUACUAUCUGCUUUAGGUUUGGAUCUGCCGUAGAAUAUUUGUUUGUUUGAUCUCCCAUCUUUUACCCACAUUUUUUCCUACUUGAGACUGCAGGGUCUUAUUACGGCAAUGAUUCUGAACUUCUCAAGGGAAGCAUAGCAGCACAGCAGUGCCUCUCAGAUACCCAGGAUGGGUUGGAUGUUUAUGGAUGGCAUCUCUGGUAUGUCUAUGUAUGUUAUCGCUGGUGCUUCCCUUCUUUUGCUUAGUUUUGGCAUUUGGCAUCAGCAAGGAUCUCUACAUUAUAUGGUACAGGGUGAGAGACAAGCUUGUGGUGUCGUCUUCCCAUCACGGAGUGGCAGAUGGAAACGCUAUACUUUAAAUCCCUUGGGAUACAAGUGGGAUCAUGUGAACCUUACAUACAGAAUUGUCCAGUAUCCCAGUACUUUAAACAGAGGUGACACCGAUAAAGCUUUUGAGAUUGCCUUUGGUAUGUGGAGUAAGGUUUCCCCUUUAACCUUUAAACAUGUACUCCCUAAACACAAGUCGGACCUAAGCAUUGGAUUUUACUCCUUUAAUCACAGUGACUGCUGGGAAUCCCCACUGCACCCCUGUUUUGAUGGUCUGAAUGGAGAACUUGCUCAUGCUUUUCUGCCACCAAGAGGAGAGAUUCACUUUGAUAACCAUGAGUUCUGGGUGCUUGGACCUUCACGAUUCAGCUGGAAUCAGGGCGUGUGGUAUAAUGAUCUGGUGCAGGUGGCAGCACAUGAGAUUGGUCAUGCUCUUGGUUUAUGGCACUCCAGGGAUGUCUUGGCACUGAUGCAUCCUAAUGCUACAUAUACUCGGACUCGGCGCUUGGCACGAGAUGAUAUUUUAGCAAUCCAGCAUCUCUAUGGCUGUCCAACUUCAAGUUCAUCCAGCUGUGAGGCCCUGAAAGGACAGCAAAGCUGCGGGUUACAGAGAUGUAGCCAAAAGUGUAAUGGCUGUAAAGAGGUGUUUGAGGAAGGUCCAAAAUCACACAAAGUCACGGUGAAGACAUUUUAUGCGGCCAAGGGUAAGAAGGUCACACUCAACUGUACCCACAGUGCAUUACAACCACAUCGGAGAGUUAGCUGGUACAAAGAUGGCAGCCGUCUAAAUCUUUCAGCCCCAGGAAUAGCCAAAAAGUCUGCAAGUAGUCUUAUUAUACAAGCACGGGUAUUUACCCAAGGACGCUACACAUGUGUAAUUCGCCAAGGAAUAGUGACCCUGGGUGGGAAGUCAUGGAAUCUUCUCAUCUUCUAGCAUUUUUAAAAACUGACCAUGAAGAUAUGACCGUAUGGAUAUGCAUGUGGCAAAUCUGUAGCCCAAGGUCUCCAUUCUGCUUGAUCGUCAAGACUCCUCAAGAUCUCUAAUGGUUUCCAGCAUUACCCUUUUCAUCAGUUUGUGCAUCAAUAUCUUGCAUUUGGGAAUAGACCAAAAGGGCUAACCUUCGUAAUAGCGUCAAUAAGUCUUGGGUACACCUGAUUCUAUCUCCAGUUUACCAGCUUGUCCUGUCUCAGAUCACUUUUGGGGAUACUAUUCACUGCAUACCAAGAUCACCCCACAAGACCUGCUGUUUUGGAAAUAUUUUGGCCUAGUCAUCUAGCCAUCAUUUGGCCCUUGUCAAAGCUGCUCAGAUCCUUAUCCGUGCUGUUCUUUUCUGUUUCCAAAAUGUCAACUUUAAGUCCUGCUUGUUUAGUUGCUACCUGAAUUAUCUCAUUGACCCAAGAUAAUCAUUGCUAUUCAGUUCACCUGCCAGAGGUCUUAAUGUUAUGGCUGAUUGGUGUAUAAUACUGUUAUGUAAAAUAUAUAUUUCUAUGUCUAUGCUUGAAUGUUGGCAAACAAAUAUAAAUAAAACACUG